AUGCUAAAUAACAAAUGGAAAAUAACCUGCUUUUCAACUGCUUUUGAGUCAUGUUUACAGAUCCACAUAGACAUAAAUGCUGCCCGCCAACGCUUCAAGGAUAGCACACUGAAUACUCGUGAUAUAGAUUUCUCUGACUCCAUAGCGAAGAGGCGAGGAAAAUCAUAUGGGAGUACACAAUACGUGCUAGAAGUUGUUGGUAAAGAAUUUUCUGAGCCAGAGACGCCCGAGCAAAAGUACAACAGAUUGGCAUGUGAAAUUGAUGAACUGGCGCAGGAACUAAAGGAUGAAACGAUUAAACCUACCCUCACUGUAAAUGAGACGUCACUUGCCGAUCUUACGGAUGAGCUGAAGUCUGUGAAAGUGCUAAAAUUAUCUGGAGUUGCUGCACAGCCAGGGAAAAAAGAAGAAGCAGCGUUGAAUGUUGAUAAAUCUUCAAACGCAAAGGCA
Strongylus vulgaris is the source of this 450-nucleotide messenger RNA. NCBI's taxonomy places the organism in Eukaryota, Metazoa, Nematoda, Chromadorea, Rhabditida, Strongylidae. The record is from the annotation of a GenBank genome assembly.